AUGGACGAGCCAGAAGUCAGUGCAGAUUGUCGUUGCUCACUGCAGUCGGGAAGCGUGGAGACUUACUUGGACCCGGUGCCAAAGGGAAGAGAGGAAAACUGUGGACGAUGUGCGAAGAAAGGUGAUGGGGGUGACAAAACACGUGGAGAGGGGUCAUCUGAAAAGCCACCGUACUCGUAUGUGGCUCUCAUCGCAAUGGCCAUAAAGGAAAGCCAGGAAAAGAAACUGACGCUGAGCGGAAUCUAUCAGUUUAUUAUUUCUAAGUUUCCUUACUACGAAAAAAACAAGAAAGGAUGGCAAAACAGUAUCCGACAUAACCUAAGCCUAAACGAAUGUUUCGUUAAAGUCCCCAGGGAGGGUGGAGGAGAAAGGAAGGGAAACUUCUGGAUGCUGGACCCUGUGUACGAGGAAAUGUUUGAUAAGGGCAACUAUAGACGUCGAAGACGUGUCAAAAGACCCUAUCGGUCACCUGCUUUGCCGUGCUUGUCAGGACCAUCAUGUUUAAAUUACUCUGAGCCAUACCAUCUUCAGCAGGAACAUGUGUACUGGCAAACACCAUUUGUCAGUGGUUCUUGGACGUUUCCCCAAUCUCCAAACUCAGCACCAUACAACUUCCAGCAUUUACAAGCUACGAGCAGCAACGCAUGCCCACUUUCUCCAAAUGGACCUGUAAAUUACUAUCAUGGUCAUCACCAGCUUCACUCUUCUUAUGGAACAUACCACCGAGUCCCUCAUGCCCUGGUACCCUAUAGUGGAGGCUCCUACAGUGGUUUGUCAUCUCCGGUGAGCACAAGUGGGAGUUCCAUUUCGAGCAACUAUUCGCCAUACCAGUAG
This is a messenger RNA of Chanos chanos (milkfish), 834 nucleotides long. It is a transcript of the gene foxl2l, whose product is annotated as forkhead box L2-like. The transcript has a single exon. Gene Ontology annotation, biological process: anatomical structure morphogenesis; cell differentiation; regulation of transcription by RNA polymerase II. Lineage: Eukaryota; Metazoa; Chordata; Actinopteri; Gonorynchiformes; Chanidae. Gene Ontology annotation, molecular function: DNA-binding transcription factor activity, RNA polymerase II-specific; RNA polymerase II cis-regulatory region sequence-specific DNA binding. The record is from RefSeq and is a predicted model, not a curated record. Bases 1 to 834 code for a protein of 277 amino acids.